AUGAGCGUUGUGGUGGGCAAGUCCUCGCCGGUGGUCGUGUACCCCGCCGAAACCCGGGCGCCAGCCGGCGACGUGCACCUCUCGUCUUUCGACCAGCGCGUCCCCCCUUUCGCGGUCACAUCGCUCCUCAUGUUCGACCAUCCGAUCGACAAUCCCGUUGAGACCAUAAAGCGGGCGCUGUCGCGAGCGCUCGUCCACUACCGCCCUGUGUCCGGCCGCCUCGCCGGUGCCGAACACCGCAUCGCAUGCACCAACGAGGGCGUGCCGUUCGUGGGGGCGUCCGCGAGCUGUGCCCUGGAUCUGGAGGAGAUCACCCCGGCGCUGCUCGCGGAUCUCGCCGUCGGCUACGCCGCUCCUUUCUGCCGGCGCACCGACCCGCUGCUGCAGAUGCAGGUCACGGAGUUCUCCUGCGGCGGCUUCGUCGUCGGGGUCACGUGGAACCAUGUCCUGGCCGACGGCACCGGGACGGGGCAGUUCCUGCAGGCCGUCGGCGAGCUCGCCCGCGGGAUGCCGCGGCCGUCCGUCGUUCCGGUCAGGCCGGCCGCCGCGGUCCGGGAUCUCCCUCCGCCCACGGCCACGGCGGAGAGGCGCUCCUUGAUGAAGCCCAAGGAGAAGGAGGGCCAGGGCGCCUUCCUCGACAUCACCGUCCCGUCGAGCCUCAUCGGCCGCGUCAAGGCCCAGUGCGCCUGCACGCUGUUCGAAGUCGUCGCGGCGGUGCUGUGGCGGUGCCGGACCCGCGCGGCCGUCCAGGAUCCCGACGCCCCCGCGCCGCUCGUCUUCCCCAACAACGUGCGCGAGCUCUUCGGCGCGCAGGACGGCUACUACGGCAACUGCACCAUCAUGAAGUCGGUGCGAGCGACGCGCGCCCAGGUGGCCGACGGCGACAUCAGGGACGUGGUGCGGCUCAUCAGGCGCGGCAAGGAGACUCUGCUGGAGGCCGAGGCCGGCGGCGGCGCGGAGACCGGGGGAGACUUGUACAACAGGCUGGCCGUGUCGAGCUGGCGGCGCAUCGGGUUCGACGCGGCCGACUUCGGCGGCGGCACGCCGGCGCGGGUGAUGUGGCACGAGGACCGGAUGGUGGUGCCGGAGUGCAUCGUGUGCCCGCCGUGGAAGGGCAAGGACGGGGUCAACGUGCAGUCGCUCUGCGUCAGGCCGGAGCACGCCGCCGCCUUCCUGGCCGAGAUUGCGGCAAUGUGA
Triticum turgidum subsp. durum (durum wheat) is the source of this 1197-nucleotide messenger RNA. The record is from the annotation of a GenBank genome assembly. Lineage: Eukaryota; Viridiplantae; Streptophyta; Magnoliopsida; Poales; Poaceae.